AUGACUCAUCAUCGUUAUCCUCCAAUAGUAUGUCAUCAUCGACCUAAUAAAUGUUCUGUAUCUUAUGCUACUUUUUCUCGAUCAUUACUUUUAUCUAGAGAAGUAACAACAACAAGUACAAGUGAUAGUAGUCAAAUCACAUGUUCUUCUCCAUCAUCAGUAACAGUCGUUCCAGAAGAAUCAUCAACUCCUUUACUUGCUUUAUCUAUUUGUUAA
This is a messenger RNA of Rotaria sp. Silwood2, 216 nucleotides long. The record is from the annotation of a GenBank genome assembly. Lineage: Eukaryota; Metazoa; Rotifera; Eurotatoria; Philodinida; Philodinidae.